Elephantulus edwardii (Cape elephant shrew) is the source of this 1455-nucleotide messenger RNA. It is a transcript of the gene OTUD1, whose product is annotated as OTU domain containing 1. The transcript has a single exon. Gene Ontology annotation, molecular function: cysteine-type deubiquitinase activity. The record is from RefSeq and is a predicted model, not a curated record. NCBI's taxonomy places the organism in Eukaryota, Metazoa, Chordata, Mammalia, Macroscelidea, Macroscelididae. Gene Ontology annotation, biological process: protein deubiquitination. Bases 1 to 1455 code for a protein of 484 amino acids.
AUGCAGCUUUACAGCAGCGUCUGCACCCACUACCCAGCCGGGGCACCGGGUCCCACGGCCGCCGGCCCCGCUGCUCCCGCCGCCGCCUCCCCCUUCAAGGUCUCCCUGCAGUCGCCGGGACCCACCAGCAGUGCGCCGGAGCCCGAGACCGGCGAGUGCCAGCCCGCCGCGGCUGCUGAGCCCAGAGAAGCCGCCGCCAAGAUGCCCGCUUUCUCCUCCUGUUUCGAGAUGGUGUCCGGGGCCGCCGCCCCCGCCACGGCCGCCGCCACCACCCCGGCCGGCGGGUCCUGCAAGCCGCCGCUGCCGCCGCACUACACGUCCACGGCGCAGAUCACCGUGCGGGCCCUCGGCGCCGACCGGCUCCUCCUGCACGGGCCCGAGGCCGCCGCCGCCGCGCCCGCCGCGCCGGGGCUGCUCCACCUGGCUCCCGGGGAAACCGCCGAGGCCCGACGGGCCCGGGGCCACCGCUGCCUCCUGCUGGCCCCGACGCCCGGCGCCCCGCUCCCGCCGCGCCGGGGCUCCUCCGCCUGGCUGCUGGAGGAGCUGCUGAGGCCCGACGGCCCCGAACCCGCGGGCCAGGACGGGCCCGAGCGAAACUUCCGACUCAGCGAGCACCGCCAGGCCCUGGCCACCGCCAAGCCCCGAGGCCCCCCGCCGCCGCCCGGAAGCCCCGAGCCGCGCCCCGGCUCGUGGAGCGAGGAGCUCCCGGCCGAGCGGAGCCCCCGGAGCUGGGAGCGGGGCGACCUCGCGGACGCGGCCGAGGCGCGGCGGCCCGACCCGGAGGCAGAGGCGCCCGCCGCGAGGAGUGGGGAGGUGGCUGCGAGCAGCGCGCCGGAGGCGGGGGUCGUCCCCAGGGCGGACCCCAGAGACGAGAAACUGGCUCUGUACCUGGCGGAGGUCGAGAAGCAGGACAAGUACCUGCGGCAGAGGAAUAAGUACCGCUUUCACAUCAUUCCCGAUGGCAACUGCCUCUACCGGGCGGUCAGCAAGGCCGUGUACGCCGACCAGAGCCUGCACCGGGAGCUGCGGGAGCAGACCGUGCACUACAUCGCCGACCACCUCGACCACUUCAGCCCCCUGAUAGAGGGGGACGUGGGGGAGUUCAUCAUCGCUGCCGCUCAAGACGGAGCGUGGGCCGGGUACCCGGAAUUGCUGGCAAUGGGGCAGAUGCUGAAUGUGAAUAUCCACCUAACGACCGGAGGGCGCCUGGAGAGCCCCACCGUGUCCACCAUGAUCCACUAUCUGGGCCCCGAGGAUUCCCUCAGGCCUAGCAUUUGGCUCAGUUGGCUCAGUAACGGACACUACGACGCGGUGUUUGAUCACUCCUACCCGAACCCUGAAUAUGACAAUUGGUGCAAACAGACUCAAGUGCAAAGAAAACGCGACGAGGAGCUUGCCAAAUCCAUGGCCAUAUCCCUCUCCAAAAUGUAUAUCGAACAAAAUGCAUGCUCUUGA